AUGGCCAUGUCCAAUGAGACCUCUCCUGUGACGGAGUUCCUUCUCCUGGGCCUCUCUGCCCAUCCAAAGAUGGAGAAAACGUUCUUAAUGCUCAUCCUGCUGAUGUAUCUGGUGAUCCUGCUGGGCAAUGGGGUCCUCAUCCUGGUGACCCUACUUGACUCCUGCCUGCACACGCCCAUGUACUUCUUCCUGGGGAACCUCUCCUUCCUGGACAUCUGCUACACAAGCUCCUCAGUGCCCCUCAUCCUUGAUAGCUUCCUGACCCGCAGGAAAACCAUCUCCUUCUCAGCCUGUGCAGUACAGAUGUUCCUCUCCUUUGCUAUGGGAGCCACGGCGUGUGUGCUCCUGAGCAUGAUGGCAUUUGAUCGCUACGUGGCCAUCUGCAACCCUCUUAGGUACCCCGUGGUCAUGAAUAAGACUGUUUUUGUACCCAUGGCUGCCGGUUCCUGGGUGGCUGGUAGUAUCACCUCCAUGGUACAGACAUCCCUAGCAAUGUGACUGCCCUUCUGUGGGGAUAACAUCAUCAACCAUUUCACCUGUGAGAUCCUGGCUGUCCUGAAGUUGGCCUGUGCCAACAUCUCCAUCAAUGUGGUCAGUAUGGCCAGGGCCAAUGUGCUCUUCCUGGGGGUUCCAGUUCUAUUCAUCUGUUUCUCCUAUGUCUUCAUCAUUGCCACCAUCCUGAGGAUACCCUCGGCCGAGGGGAGGAAAAAGGCCUUCUCUACCUGCUCUGCCCACCUCACUGUCGUGGUCCUCUUCUACGGGACCAUCCUCUUCAUGUAUGGGAAGCCCAAGUCUAAGGAUGUGCUGGGUGCAGAUAGGCAAGACCUUGCAGACAAGCCCAUCUCUCUCUUCUAUGGGGUGGUGACCCCCAUGCUUAAUCCCAUCAUCUACAGCCUGAGGAACAAGGAUGUGAAGGCUGCUGUGAGGAACCUGCUACUUCAGAAACGCUUCACCCAGUGA
Messenger RNA from Carlito syrichta (Philippine tarsier), 960 nucleotides. RefSeq names its product olfactory receptor 13C7-like. Lineage: Eukaryota; Metazoa; Chordata; Mammalia; Primates; Tarsiidae. The transcript has a single exon. Gene Ontology annotation, biological process: G protein-coupled receptor signaling pathway. Gene Ontology annotation, cellular component: membrane. Gene Ontology annotation, molecular function: olfactory receptor activity; G protein-coupled receptor activity. The record is from RefSeq and is a predicted model, not a curated record.